This is a messenger RNA of Synchytrium microbalum, 840 nucleotides long. RefSeq lists its product as uncharacterized. Gene Ontology annotation, cellular component: plasma membrane. The record is from RefSeq and is a predicted model, not a curated record. Bases 1 to 840 code for a protein of 279 amino acids. Lineage: Eukaryota; Fungi; Chytridiomycota; Chytridiomycetes; Synchytriales; Synchytriaceae. The transcript is spliced from 4 exons.
AUGGGCAGCACAAACCCAUGGUGGAGGUCAUCACUGAUAUCACUGUAUCUACCACUACUUGUCCUGGUUCUUAGUGCCACCAAUGUCGACGCUGCUGUUGAAGCUUCGUUUUAUCAAGAGGAUUUCUACUCAUCAGUAACAGCCCAAGGUGCAAUCGAAGCCGUAGUCCUAAUUAUAACAGGCCUUGCACUCUGCUUCGCAGGCUUCAUGCUCUUCAGACCAGUCCUCUUCCUGGUCGGAUUCUACUUUUUUGCCGCAGUAUGCUUCAUCGUCCUCUCAUACCUCGAAGGAUCAGGCAAAGUCACCCUCCCGUCUUCCCGAUCGUGGAUUUAUCUCGUCGCGUGUCUGGCGGCAGGUGUAAUUGGUGGACUCGUGUCAAUGGCGAUCUGGAGGUUGGGGUUGGGAUUACUUGGUGGACUGUUGGGGUUGUGCUUUGCGUUAUUCAUAUUGAUGAUUUUGACGGGUGGGCCGGUUGAGAGUCCCAUUGGCAGGGUUGUGCUGAUGGGUGUGUUGACUGCUAUUGGGGUGGUGGCGAUUUUCCUCAUCGAAAAGCCGCUGUUGAUAGCAUCGACAUCGCUAGUCGGCUCAUUCGCCUUCUUUUUCGGAAUCGACAUGUUUGCCAGAACGGGAUUCUCAAACUCCAUUAUCGGAUUCUUUAAAGCACAACCAUACCCUGUCUCUGGAUGGGUGCUCUAUGCCAUUUUAAUUGGAUGGUUCCUGUUGGCAUUGGCUGGAUCUGCUGUGCAGAGUAAUUAUGGAUCUGGAGGACGUGGAAUGUACCCAUAUAGUCAGUUCAGAAACAAGAAGUGGAGAGAAGUUAAACCACAAUGGGAAAAUUAA